Chilo suppressalis (striped riceborer) is the source of this 12826-nucleotide messenger RNA. NCBI's taxonomy places the organism in Eukaryota, Metazoa, Arthropoda, Insecta, Lepidoptera, Crambidae. The record is from the annotation of a GenBank genome assembly.
CCCUAGUCAAAAUGAAUGACAUUGACAUUUCAGUAAAUUGUUUGAUUCUAACAAUUGUUUUCUUUUGAAUUAGUUACUACUGUUGAUUUUGAAUAUUCUCUAAAUAUAUCAGAAUAAUAUUAAAGUACCAAUUACGUAGCAUUUAUUUACAAUGAUACUACGUUCUUUUAUUAAUUUAAAAAAGAGCGGUGUGUGUUCCAUUUGUCGUGCUGUAGUUAUACAAAACUGCAGUUACAGUGAGAUAUUUCAAACGAAAUAUUCAGAAGAAGAAAAGCAUAAAAUUUUGCAAGUUGUGAAUGAAUCAGAUGGAGGAUCCUUGUUAAGAUAUGGUAGAAGGUUUCUCUGACAAGUAUGCAAUUAAACUCUUUGAUAGUAUACUGAACGGCCCAUCAGAGGAUAGUAAUGAUAAAACUAAACCAAUUAAGAAAAUUAAAGGCACAAUUUUACAUCCAGUGUUGUCAUCAACUCUUAGGCAGAAUUGCAAGACAGUACUAGCAUUGUAUGUAUCGGUGAACUGUGUAUGUUGGACACUCAUAGAUCGAAAUGCUUAUGAAGUCUUAGAAUGGGAAUAUCAUGGAAUUGAAUAUCCAGACAGCAAAAAGUUCCAUAUCACUGAUAUUAUGGAUAUUGCUUGGCGUGUAACGCACUCUUUCCCUUUAGCCGAUAUAUGCGUGAUGAAAUCUGAAGCGACAACACUGAGAGCUUCCGGGAGUGAUCCAAACAACCCCAAAAUGAUGGCUGUGAACUUACAGAAAGCUCAAAUGAUUUCUAUGAUAGUAGCUCUGAUCAAUGCCCGAAGCAAUCACUUGAGCAAUGAUGAAGAUGGAGAUAAAUAUGAAGGUUCAGAUACAUUGAAACACGUGGUUUACUUUUUGAGACCAACUCUACCUUAUAGAUUAUACGGGACAUUAGUGGGAAACGAAAAGGUAUCAACAGAUCAAACCGUGGAGAUGAUUUUACAAAGUAUAGGUGAAAAGUCUAACGACAACUCCCGAGUUUAUAUAUCGGAAAAAUUAAAAUCCUUUUUUAGGAAUCAAAAGGAUUUGCAGAAAGAUAUGUUGGGUCACUGUUUAUUAUUGGCUCUGACGUUUAUGGAUGUCUGUAUAUAUAGAAGAAAAGAGAGCAUAGAGAAAUUAGCAAAGAGAUCAGACUAGACUGGAAUGUAAGAAUUAACCAAAGAACAUAAUAAAUUCAUAUUUAUUAUGUAGGAAGAGGAACUAUGUUUCUGAAUAAACUUAUUCUUAUAUGUGGGGCCAGCCAGACAAAAUUUAUUCAAAUCAUUUGAAAUUUUGACCGUUUUGUAUGGUUAGGCAGUGGCGCCACUUCAGACUAUUGUUAAGUGUAAUAAUUAGAAUGUUAAUCAAUAAAUUUUAAAAUAAAACGGUUAUUUUUGUUUAUCAUCAACCAAUCUAUGGAGUAUUUAGCUUUGCAAUUACACUAACAGGAUUAUCGGUUUUACAUUCACUACAUCACAUUCACUACAUCUGCAGAUGGAUAGACACUAUACAAGAAAAACCUUUAUUCCCAUAAGUUCUGUUGAAUAGUUCUUUCGACCGAAUUAAUGGUAUUUUUCUUCCUAAUAGUUCUGUGAAUAACUUAGUUAAUAGUGUUGUGAUUUAAGAUUAAAUGCCGAUACAACUUAAAUUAAUACGUUUGUGUACUUUUUUAUACGUUUAAGUAUUUUUAGUUAUUUCUCGAUUAAAGUUAUUGAUGCUGCUACAGGAAAAAUAACAUAAAAAAUGCAUUUAAACUUCGAAAAACAAAAAAUGUGUGUGUGUGUGUGUGGGAUUUCAACAUGAGCCUUUGCACGUCAAUGUAGCCAUUUAUCAGUUGCAUUUGACAUUUUUUAUCAAAUUACUAAUUUUAUUUUCAUUCUUUCUUUCUUUCAUUCUGGCUAAGAUUGUUAUAAUCAUAUAUAAUAGUCGUUUGUUUUAUUCUAAUAAUAGAUAAAUAAUAAAUAUUUCCGACACUCACACCAAUACUUAGCCUAGCCCCAAAGUAAGCACUAUAAGGCUUGUGUUAUGGGAUGCUAGGGUAACGGAUAGAAUACAUAUACUGUACAUAUAUAAGUAUACUUAUAUAAAUACAUAUUAAACAUCCAUGACUGGAGUACAAAUGCUCGUAUUCAUCACACAAACAUCUGCCCCCACCGGGAUUCGAACCCGGGACCUCUCGAGUCGGCGACAGCCAUGAAACCCGGCGUACAAACCACUCGGCCACGGAGGUCGUCUAAUAGAAUAACAGUUGAUAAUAAUUAUAGAACUAGUGUGAAAUAAAUCCCACUAGUUUGGUCAACGAAACUUAGUUGCAGAACUAGUGGAAUGAAGGACAAAUGGACCCAUUCAUUAUUGCAAUGGUUUGAUAAAUCGGAAUAAUAUUAAUUAUUAAAAAAAGUUCUAGAAAGGUGAAUAAUCUCGAAUAGGUAAAAUUUUAUAUCAUUGGUCUUAAAAUUCCAACGAGUUCAGCUUUCAAAUAAAAGAACAAUGGUUUAGAGAGAAGAGAAAAGAAGAUAUAUAAUCCAAUAAAUAUAUCUAUAUGUAAAAAAUCAUGUUGAAAUAUUUCAUACAGUUGUUGAAAUAAAACUGCUUGAUAUUGCUUCAGUUGGACUAAAAAGUGUUUAUUUGAUAAAAUACAACGAGCUUACUUUUUACAACAUUUUAAUUCUAUUAAAUGACAAAAAAGAAAAACAAACAAAACCUUUUAAUACAAUAAUAAUAUACAUAAAUACGUUGGUAUCAACUUCAAACUUAUUUCACGUAACUAACAUAUAUGCAAAAAACUAGGCAAGAACAUUACAAUUCCAUUAAAAAUAAUAAACUAAUUUCGUUUAUCAUUAAAAAUAAUAAUAUAAUCUUAACUUAAAGAAAAUAAAAGUCAUUAAUGAUAAUAUUAAAAGUUACAACGAGAAAGCCUAAUGUAAAAAUUCUUUUAGAUCACACAUACAGUUUUUAUCUUACCAAAGUCGAAUUUUGUUAUUUUUUUUAAUACUGAUAUUAUUCAUUUCGGAAGAUCUAUUAGAAAGUAUAUAUUUACAAAAUUUUCUUACAGUUUUUAUAAUGCCAACGUUUACAAUUUUUUCGCCAGGAUGUUUUGUGACCAUUUCGCAAACCAACUGUUCUUUAUCAUUUUGAUGAGAAAUAAUGUUUACUAUGGUAAAUUAAAAUAACUCUCAUUAAACUGUUGUGUGUAAAAAGUACGAUCUUGUAUUCUGGGAUUGCCUAAAAUCAAUAUUUUUAUAUUUAUCUAUUCCGGCGUCUCUGUAGGUAUGUGUGUAUGAAAAUAUAGCUCUAUUGUAACGUGUGGGCUGGCAAUACUGAACAUUUGACGUUCUUAGGCCAUAAUCUAUGGUAAAAAUUAAUUGCUAUGGCAACACUGCACUGGUAAUUACGUUUUAUAUAGUCCGUAAAACAAUAAACUUACCUAUCUAUUUAUCGGAAGACAAUAAUCAUAAUACAGAAAAAAGAAAUUCGUUAAUGUUGCAUUAACUAUUUAAAAAUAACUUCCAAAUGAAUGGAAGACGAAACAAUAUCACAUCAUUUAAUUGAGUACCUUAAAAAUAUACUCAGAACGUCGAAUUUUCAGCAGCGCCAGGUGAUAACUAUGUAGAAACCUAACAACAGUGUAAAUUUACCAGUCUAUUGUUUUAUAUUACAAUAAUUAUGUACAAUUAAUGAUAUAACAGCACCCAUUUCAUUAAACAAACCAAUUGCGCCUACAGACAAGCCGCCUAUCGCACUUUAAAUAAAUGUACACUUAAUAAUUGUAUGUAUGUAGGUAUAUAUAUUAUAAUAUCACUGGUUCAUUGUAUAAUUUGUAGAUAUUAAUGUAAAAUCUAUUGUUGUAUUGUAUAUAUGUAUACGGAGAAUUGUCUUCUUAAAUAAUUUGUUGUAGCAAAAAUAAGAAAGGUGCUUUGUAGGCGACUGGUCCAAGGGUGCAUUCACAUUGAACGAACGUGCGCACGAUUAAGUUUUAUCGUAAUUAUUUAUUAAUCGCUAAUAUCAUUUACAAUCGCCAUUGUGAACGCACUCGGUUGAUAUAAAACGUUGCGUCGAAUAAAAUCUGUAAAAAAUCAAUCCAGACUACAAGAUCAUUAAUCUAAUAUGUUUAUCUUUUAUAAAAAAUUCAACAACACUUAUUUUACUGUGGAACUGUAUUCAACAAGUCUCUAUUGUGUAGAAAAGAAGAAAAGAAUUAUUUUUUUCAAACACUUCUGACAGUGGUUGGCGAGUGGCAGUGUCUGCAAUGUCGUUUGGGUAUAUUCUAAUUAAUUAGUUCAAAUAAUAAUAGGCCAGUUAUAAGUUGGCUACCAAUUAUUUCUUGACACUCACUAUUAAUAAACAUUUUAAAAUCAAAAUUAUAUUUUUAUAAAAGUUAAUAUAAAAUAAAGUAAUUGUAGUAAUUCUGUUAUAUUCGAAUAAAAACAGUAGUACUUGCAAUUUUAGAGACAAAAUGCUCUCUCUCUUUAUCGAAUCUCUUUUCUAUAUCGAAAGAUUGAUAACGACACGGUUUGCUUUUAAACAGUUUUAUUUAUUCAAUAUUUUUUAAAUGAAUAUGACAGAAUCGCUACUUAAAUAUUUCGCCAAAUUUCAAGUGUAUUGCACUGGGACUGCACUUUCUGCAGGUAGACACUCAUAAUAUUUUUACUAAGUAAUAUAAAAUUGCAUCAACUGUACAAAUAAUGUUAAAAUUGAUAUACGAAACACACUUUGUGAAAUAAUUGAAAUAUUAUCUGUCACAAAUUAUAAGAAAAAAAAACUUUGAAUAUACAUAAGAUAAAGUAAGCACUUAAGACUACGGUAAAAAUGGAAGACGUACAAAUAAUUCGUAGCCAACGUAAAAUAAAUUAUGUUAUCAACUACACUAAGCUCGACUCUAAAACGGAUGAAAUUAUUUCUUCGUAACGCCCAAAGUGUAUUGAUCACGCUCGUGUCGGCAGUGUGAAUCGGUACAACUUUGACAUUUAACACCACGGGGUUUGAAAGCUUCUGUAUCUUCACGCGAACUGACAGAAAAUGGUUUUUAUGGUGUUUUUCACAAACAUUUCGAAUCGCCACAUUACCUUGGUCUAAGUUUUUCGUAAAUGUGAAAUGAUAUCACGUUUUCGAAUAGCGCCAUCUGUCCCCUUAUUUGCAAGCGGAAACUUAUUUGGCAUCGAUUUGACGACGACGCAAAGCGAACUUCCUUCAUCAAACGGAUCAAAAAGUAUUUGAAAAUCGACUGUGAGUUUUUAUCGAGUAAAUAUUUCAACAAAAUAGUGAUGUGGCGACUCUACAUUCGAGUGUUCAACGGACAACUAACAACACUCAGAAAUUCUGCACGAUUCUAAGCCGGACAUUUUUCAAGAACAAACUAUCGACUGUCGUGAGAUCGCUAUACGUAAAUGCACACAUUACAGAAAUAACAAUUAAUGCUGUUGUAAUUUCAUUAAUCAACUUAUUGCUAAUUCCCUAAACAAUGUAGUUUAGAGGCAGGCAACGAACGUUACACUAAACAUUGCUCAAGUUUAAAUUGUAUUAGAUACAAUUGACAUUUCGAUAAGUAUUUAUUAUUUUAAUGUUAUUAUUUUUAUGCAAAGUAUAAUUUCACAAUGCAAUCUUAUUCUCUCCUUUAUUAAUCGUAGGUAAACAACUUAAGUAUAAAAAUAAGUAUAAGGAUAUUUAGCUUGGUUAUAAGUAUAUUAUUUCAAAUGUACGAUUUGGAGAUUCGUCUAUAUGAAAGCCGUGAUAUAUGUAGCUAAUAGGCCUGCAUCUUAAUUCUGGUUAUACUUAUGCUGGUAAUGUAUAUUUAAUAAUUAUACAUAUACGAUUUAAGAUAAUCAGAAUUAAAAUUACAGAUUAUUUAAAUGGUCGCCAGAGCGCCAAAUGUGUUUUUAUACUGAAUUUAGUAUGGCAAUUAGCGCCAUCUGGUGAAAAACGGAGUGUACUUCAACAACCCCAAAAUAUUUUUAUUUUAAAUUCACAUUCAAUGCAAAGAAUUCUCAAAAAAAAAGAUACAAACGAACUGUUCCUCAGUGGUACAUCUAAAAAUGGAAAUUAAUCUAUUCAUAAAUAAGUUCAUUAUUAAGUUUAUAUAUUUCAUAUUCUGUAUUAUCAACAAAAUAAGAUUUAUGCUGCGGACACGCAAAAAAAAUUGUAACAGAUCUAAUAUUGCGGUCAGACAAUCGUAAAAAAUGUGCUAUCUCGUGUAGGCCCUUUGCAAUAAAGCAUUUUGAGUUUGAUAGUUCGCUGGAACUGGAUUUACUGUGUGACUGGGACUAUAUUAGCAUUUUAUGCACUGCUAUGUGGUCUUAACAAUGGAGUUUCUUAUUGUGUAAAAGAAUAAAAUAAUUUAUUGUUGAAUAGCUUGGAACUAAAAAUGUUUUCCCUAUUUUCAUCAAAUUCAAUUUAUAUAUCGUAAAAAACGGUCUUAAAUAGUUACUGACUUGGUAUAUUAUUCAUAUUUUUUUUCCAAAUAUCAUCUAGAACCACAUCUGAAAGUAAACAAAGAUUUUAAAGGUCUUCUAUCGCUGCGUAAAAUUAAUAUUUGCUACGCAACUGCAAUAGUAUGUUUAAGGACCGCUAGAUUUCUUUUUUAACAGACCAAAAAAAAAAGGAAAAUAUUCUGAAGUCGACGCGUAUAUAUUUUGUUUAUGUAAGUAUUUCAAACUAUCUUUAAUUCAAUAAGCAAAAGAAAUGUCGCCAGAAUACAUUUAGAAAAUAAUUUCAGAUAAGAUUGAUGGAUUUGGUAAUAUUAUUUUCCAUAUUAACGAUUGACCACCAUUGGACUGGAUUAAAUAAGGAUCACAACGUAGCUAUUGCAAAAAAAAACUAGUAUACAUACCUACACGAGUAGCUAUAAAUGUGGUGUCGAUUCUGGCACGAUCUCUAAAUCUAAACUUAAAUUUGACAACAGUGUAUCCUUGUCAUUCUCUAUACAGAAUGGAAAGGAGAGACUGAAGUUAAAUUUAGUUUUUAGUUUAAAGAAUCACGCCAGAAUCGACACCAGUAGGAACGAGACUAAAAUUAAAAACUUUAGGUACUAAAUAUAUGCGGAAUAAAAGCUGGUGAUCUGUUUGUCUUAUCUUGAAUUCGCUUGGACGGCAAGAUUGGAAACGGCAAAUAUAGAGCGCGUAUAUUAUUUAUGUAGGUUGUGACAAAACGUACAGACAUACAUAGAAAUCAGAAUGCUUAAGUAACAAAAAAAAAAAUACUCAGAAAAGCAAAACCGUGCUCUAGAAACUCGUAAAUUUACAGAAUCGUUAUUAAUAACUAACGUAACUUUAUAAUGAAAUACGUACAAAGAUUAUUUGAGCAAAACUUAACGAAAGUAUUAUGAGCAAUCAAAACAGUACCUACAGCCAGAGUGGAAUACUAACGCGAUUAAAGUUCUGGAUUUUUUUACGCUAAUCCAGAACUUAAGUGAGCAUUCAUAGAAUGGACAUUUAACUCAAUGCUAUUUUUUUCUAUAAUCGAAAAACGGCCGAAAGUCUCAAUUUUAUAUUUUCACUGGCAAUACACACAAGAAUUUUGAUAAUUUGUUCAUCUUAAAUGUCCAGACUAGAACUAAAUCAUAUUUAUGAUACUUACAUGUUAAAAUUGGCAUUCACAGGAAUAACGAGUACUUACGCAACACUGCCUUGAAAAUUUUCUGAUGAUAUGUAUUUACAUUAAAAACACGACGGAAAUUGAAUUAAAUUAUCCCGUUAAAAUGUUAUGUUUUGAUUUGAUAACAAACUGUAGGCACCACAGUCUAAUGUUAUAGUAUAUAUAUAAUAUAAAGUUUUAUUCGGUAAAUGCUGCAUUCUGUUUUGCUUUAUUAAAUAUGCUAUACUUAAUAUUAUUAUAUUUAGUUUUAUAUGUGGUGCCUAACUUUCAGCAAAUUAAUAUUAUCAUUGUCUUUAUAAACCAUACCAAACAAUGUCACAUAUAGUAUAUAUUAUUAUUAUAUUUAAUAGCAAGUUGUGGAAAAUUUUAGGAUCUUUCUUCAAUAAACCACGACUUUAAAAAAAAACUUGUUUCAUGAUAAUAUAGUUACUUAGCACGUUGCAGUAGGUACGACACUAACUUUAAGACUAUUUCACAUUUAUGUUUUUAAUAAUAUUGUUUGUAAUAAAUGUAUAAAAUAUCAUCUGUAAUCUCUGUAUACUUAAUCACCUUUGUUUAUAUUUAAAAUUAAAUCCAUUUGUAUCGGUAUAAAAUCUAAUAAGUAUAAAUCUGAGGUUAUUUCAUGGCUAUGGCACUGUGUUGUGUUUGUAUUCAAACUUUAUGUCAGGGCUCGCCGCGCCGCUCUCGCCCCCAUCAUAAAUGUACCUGCUUCUGUAUAAAAAUACUUAUAAACUAUUAUUGUGUAAGGCUGUUUAUUGUAGGGUAAUUAUCAUUAACGUAUAAUAGAAACUGAAUCUUGUAUAAGAGCGCGGGCGAGAGCGGAGCGCGUUGCCUCCGGAGGAUCACACUUCUUGAACAUUGUGGAAACUUCAGUCACAGAAGAUAAUAUCGUAUCUAAUAUUCUUCGAUAAUGAUGUUUUUUUUUGUCUUUUGUAAACCUCCAAAAGUUUGACAGGAAAAUCAAAACAGUAAACAAGACACGCUCAAAGCGCUUUCGGAAAACGGUUGCGCGUUGAAUCCAACAUGGCGUCAUCGCUGGUGUCAACGCAUACCCGCAUACAAUUUUCUCUAACUGCCCAAUGAGAUAAAUUUGCUUAAAAAUGCUAACAUAAUAUUGCAUUUCACUUUCAAAGUGAUAAAUAAAUGGUAUAUAAAGUGUAAUGUGACUCCCACAAAUUCAAUUUAUGUACUAUUACAUCUAUUUUAAUACAUAGUAACAGUUCUUAUCAUGCGGUAGGAAAACGAAACCAUCACAAUAAUAUCGUAAAAAUAAGCUAUGUCGUCUAUAGAUACAAACAGAGAUGAUAAAACGGUAAUGAGCCGGCCGGGGCACGCGGGCGUCGCACUACUGACAGUUUAUAGUCUGGGAGACUGGAGCGUGGUGAUUCAACACGAAAUCAAUGGAGAUGACAUAUUUCAUAUAUCUAUCUCUGGUCGCGCUCUUUACACCAUCUUGUGUCACUAAUUCUUAUCGUAUACCGUGGACGAGAGAAACAGAGGACGACGCGAGUUUCAACGCCGGCGCCCCCCAAGCGAGCGUUCCAAAAUUCAUAAUAUAAUAUCUUUAUUUCCCUAAGUCUAAUGUUAUUUCGCGAUGAAUGGUCGAAUUGCUUCGUAAUUCGAAAGGCGAUAGUCUAAGCUAAAUUAGAAAGAAGAUUACUCUGGCAUAUCUCAUCCCUUGAUCACACUACGACAAAGCACUUGGCGAUACAUCACACGUUCCCUUAAUGGUAAUUUCACUAAUCUCACUCUUCGAUAAUUUAUCAAAUCAGUCAAUAAAUGUUAAUAAGGCAAGUAAACAACCUUAAAAAUAAAUGCGAACAACUCAAAAAUUCAGGAACAUAAAAAGCGUCAUUUUAAAUUUUUAUGACGUUGCGUUUUGGCAAUUUCAUGAGUAUGUAAGUAAGUACGCGUGGAAAAAGCGAAUUUAUAAACGAGUCCAAUAAAUGAUACUAAAAUGAGAAACGAUUUUUUCGUUUCUUUAAAAGUGUUAAUGAAUUACGUUCCUGUCACUUAUACGAAAUAUUUUUAACGCUAAGUGAGCGAUUACCUAACCUAGCUAACUAUCACAGUCCUUUCUCAGUCUGACCCUUUCCUCAUAAAUGCAUUUCAAUUGUCACAUCGUUGAAAAAACUGGUAACAACCUAAACUAGGCCAACUAGUAUAGAAACUGGUAGAAAUUUUUUCAAAAAAAAAAUGCACUAUCUACACUAUUUGGCACCUACAACAAUGUAAAAGUCAUAUAUCGGUAAUACAAAGUUUCCACGUAAAUGCACUGAACUGAAUCUCAGUAUUAACAAAAUUAUGUAUUAGAUGGCAAAAGGUAACCUAAGUAGUUUUUUGGUUUACAUCCAUCGUUCCGUUUCAUCGAUGUCCUGACUCACUUCGCCGAAAAAUUUCUAAUUUGGACCUAAAGUUACCAUAUUUUAAAUUCUUUACGAUUAUUUUUUUAAGAUAUUUUGAGCGUCUUUAAAUUCGUUUACCCUCCUCUCGUUUGCCAGAUUUUAUCCCUUAAUACUCGUAAAUAAAAUUAACUUAACAAUAUCUACAAAAUAUGUAUAUUUAUUACAAACAGGCACAAUGACGUGCCGAAUCAUUCAUUCAUCGCGAAAUAUUUGUUACGUGGUAAAAGUUCAAAUUCUUAAUUUUAGAUUUCAACGUAGAGUUUUUUUAAAUUCUAAUCUCUGGUUCAAUCUGCUUAGAUUUUAUGAUGGAAAAAAUAAGAAAUUCGACCAGACGAGAACAAUCGAGAAACCUAAUGCUUACUUGGUAACUUAAUAUUACGGGGCAAAAGAGGUCAUCUGCACUCGCUUCUUUAACGGUAACACUAUUCGUGGAGAACAUUUGAACUGUACAUUCGCGACAGACUCGUCAUGAACAACGUUAUUUACAGAUCGAAGCUCGUUUUACAGCGAUCCGAUUUAUAUUAAGCUCGCAUAGCGAGUCGUAUACUGAGAAGGCGCCGCGCCGCGCCGCGACGCCGCCGGAGAGCAGAGGGAUAGAGGCUCGGCUCAGUACAGGCGGUCGGGGACGUAGAGGUCGUGGUGCGGCGGCGCGUGCGAGGGCGCCGGGUGCCACCGCGGCGGCGGCGCGGGUCACUGCGCCGGCAGGCAUGCCACCGGCGCGCCCGGGCCCACCGCCGGCUUGAACUCCCCGCCCGCCGGGAACUGCUGGAACGGCGGCGCGUAGCACUGCGGGAAGUACAGCUCCGGCUUCACCACCGCCGAUGCCGGCGGCAGCGGCCGAGGUGUUUUGUUCGCGUCCGCGCGCCUAACCUUCGCCGCGUGCGGAUUCAUGUGGUUGUCGAUGUGCUUCUUCACUUCCGGCUCGGUCGCGAACCGCCGCCGGCAGUUCGGCAUUGGGCAGCAGAACGGUCGGUCGCCCUGGUGCGUCCGCGUGUGCUGGUCCAAAAUAGCCUUCUGCCUGAAAUCUUUGCCGCAUUGCGUGCACUUGUAAGGCUUCUCCCCCGUGUGGAUGCGGAGAUGCUGAUUCAGGAUCGUCCGCUGUCGGAAGAAACGCGGGCAGUACACGCAGCCGUACGGCUUCUCGUUUGUGUGUAUGCGAAGGUGCUGCGUCAGAUGCGAUUGUUGCCGGAACCGUUUUCCGCAUUCCGGACACGGGUACGGUCGCGACUCUAUAUGUAUGCAGCCGUGUUGAAGGAGAGUGGACUUCUGCUUGAACUCUUUCUGGCAGAUGGGGCAUCGAACGUAGAGAGGCAUCGCUCGACCGCCGAGAACGUCUGGUAGUUUACCACCCUUUAAGUAUUGUAAAGAAAGACCGGAGCCGAAAACGGUGUGAUUGAGACCUUUGGUGUCCUUGAAAUAGGCGGGAUACUGGGCUGUGUCUCCAGGUGAAAAGCAGGAACCGCGCUGUUCACCGUUCUGACCGUCGGCGUCGCCGAACGUUGACUGAAUUUCCUCUUUGUUCUCAUCGGCGGGGAACGGCACAUCUUGCGGCCAGAGCGUCGGAGUCGUUCCGUUCUUGAAUAUCAGAUGCGGCGACACAUCUGCAAAAAUGGAAUACUUUGGUGAGUUAAGUGUCGAACUCGUCUAGUGUAGGGUUACCGACGAGUGGGUUAAUCGAACUGAGGACGGUUACGGGAUCGUCCGGCGAUCGGUUCCGCGUCUCGCGAGCGCCCUGCAAUACGCGGGCGACGAGGGGACCGAGAAUUUGUUUGAUAGGAAGGCCAAUGGAUGCGAGACCGAAUCGAACGUGGGGGGAGCGGCGGGGAUCGCAGGCGGCGCCGGCAGUGACAGCGGUCAGUGCGGGCGGCGCGCGCGGGGAGCCGGGAGGGGCAUAUAUGUGUGAAUUGCGCUCGCCUUGGUGUGUGCGGACGUGCUGGUUCAGGAUGGCCUUCUGGCGGAAAUGUUUGCCGCACUCGCCGCACGUAUAUGGCUUCUCACCGGAAUGGAUGCGUAGGUGCUGGUUGAGGAUCGCGCGCUGCCGGAACGAGCGGGGACAGUAGACGCACGCGUAUGGCUUCUCGUUCGCGUGGAUCCGGAGGUGUUGGGUCAGGUGCGACUGCUGGCGGAACCGCUUGCCGCAUUCCGGACAGCCGUAGGGCCGCGAGUCCGUGUGGAUGCGUUCGUGUUGCAACAGCGUUGACUUCUGUUUGAAGUCUUUGCCGCACGUGAGGCAUUUAAACAACCGUAGUUCCGAGUUGGGGUUGUGUUUCCGCGGCUUGGGCGGCUCAGGUUGGACGAUAUCGGGUAAGUGGCGUAACUCUGGCGCCGAAUAUUGAUCUAGCGGUCCUUCGAGCGACAAAACUCCACCGUUCUGCUUGAGAUAGUGUAAAGGGAAGCCGCCAGUUCCGAGCAUGUGGCUGGCCGGUCUAGUCUCUUUGAAAUACGGUGUCGCGUAUUGCUGUUGCAGGUCUGGUUGGGGGACGAAGCACGGCGUUCUGUCGAGGUGUUCCUGGUUGGGUUGGCUGUUGACGGUUUGCGUCUGGAGCUGUUGUUCAACUUGCAUGUGCUCUGGGGAGGUUUGCUGCUGUUGUUGCUGCUGGGCCUGUUGUUGCGCGAGGUGGUGCGAGGGGUCGUCGGAUUGGUCCGGGGGCGGGGGCGCGGGGGGGUAGGGCGAUGGCGCGGGGGAGGCGAGCUGCGGCUCGGGCUGCGGGGAGGGCCCGCCGGGGCUCUGGUGUUGCAUGGGCUGGUAGCCCCCCUCCAGGACUCCGCCCCACUGGGUGCCGGGCGGAGCGCGCUCCACGCCAUCCUUGUACAGUACGUACGGGGCUGUCGUAUCUG